This is a messenger RNA of Alternaria rosae, 1070 nucleotides long. RefSeq lists its product as uncharacterized. The record is from RefSeq and is a predicted model, not a curated record. Bases 1 to 969 code for a protein of 322 amino acids. Lineage: Eukaryota; Fungi; Ascomycota; Dothideomycetes; Pleosporales; Pleosporaceae. The transcript is spliced from 2 exons.
AUGGCGGAACAUACAAAACUCAUCACGAUCGAUCCCAACGGCGACACCCUGCUCAAGCUUAAGGACAUCCGCUGGGAGCUACCGGAAUGGAUCGACGAAGCCACUCGUUUCGCGCCGCCAGUCGACGUCGCCGAGCCCGUGCUUGAAGAUACUGCGGCGCAAGUUGCGGACGAGAGCGCCCAGCGCAAGCACCCCGAGGAAGUACACUUCUUGGUGUCAUCACGUCAGCUGCGCCUUGUAUCUACCUACUUCGACACCAUGUUCAAGAGAAACUUCGCCGAGAGCGUCGCCGAUUCCACGGAUGGGAAAUACCAUAUCUGGGCCACUGAGUGGAACCCCGAGGCUCUCGAACGUCUCAUGAACAUUGCGCAUGCUCGAAGCACUGGCUUACGAGACCAUGUCAACCUCGACGAACUGGCAGAGAUGGUUUUGAUAGUUGAUUACUACGAUAUGCACGAGGCACCAUAUACUCAUGUCAAGAGAUGCUUUACUCGAAUCGGCAACGGCAUUCGUUCACUCGCAUCCAAUAAUACCCUUGGUAGCGACAAAAACUGGAAGAGCACCGGCAGCAAGCAAGCUAUCAAGGCGAUCGUCGACCAGUUGGACAGUUUAAUUCAACGUCUUGGCAAAGGUGAAGAGUGCUGUUACUUUACUUGCCGGGCUUCCCUCCUUGGCUCCUUGAUAUUGCUCAAGCAAUCUGGUGGACUGUCGUCAGCGGUAGGAGGCACUAUCUCACCGCCUUACUACGGCACAAGUCUCCAGGAAGCCUGUGCUGCUGUACAGGCUAUGACAGUCAAGAAACACACCUCUGGUAUCUAUGGCGGAACAGAUUCUGCAUAUACGCCCAUAGGAGCAUGCCAGAGAUGCGACUUCGGGGGUUUGUUUGAUCGGAUCAUGAAGAAGGUCGACGAGGAUCUAGCGUACAAGCUCGAUCCUGGUCCCUCCAAAGUUGUCAAUUCCUCGAAAUAAGGGUUCAGAGAAGACAUUCGAGGCACCUAUGUCCAGGCAAUGCAGCGUGAGAUGACUAUGUACCAGACGGCGAUGGAAGGGUAGUGGAGCAUAGACAAUCG